CCGAACACUUCCUGUUCCUGAAGGCAAGAAAGUACGUUUGAAUUCCUCAACAUUCGCCAUUUGUAAACCGAGAGUCCGAGACUAGCACACACAAACAUACACACACACACAAAUAGAGAGAGAGAGAGAGAGAGAGAGAGAGAGAGAGAGAGAGAGAGAUGAUUAACAAAGCAGCCAGUCUCUCGGUGUUGCCGGAAGGAUGUCUGUCGGACGUACUAUCACUAACUUCACCGAGGGAUGCGUGCAGUUCUGCCUCCAUCUCCAAAGGAUUCAAAUCAGCAGCAGAUUCCGACGCUGUUUGGGAGCGGUUUCUGCCACCGGAUUACCGUGAAGUCAUUGAUAGGUCGGUUUCUCCGGUGGUUUUUGGCUCUAAAAAGCAACUCUAUCUCAGCUUAUCGGACGCACAUAUCCUCCUCGAUCGUGGCAAUUUGAGCUUCCAGCUAGAUAAGGAGAGUGGGAAGAAGUGUUAUAUCUUAGGAGCAAAAGAGCUAUCAAUUACAUGGCAACACGACACUCAAUACUGGGAAUGGGGUCAUAUACCUGAAUCAAGGUUCCCGGAGGUGUCCAUACUUAGACAAGUAUGUUGGCUUUCAAUCCAUGGAAAAAUAGCAGCUGUAAUGCUGUCCAAAAACAGCACAUAUGUUGCGUAUCUUGUCUUUCGAACUACUGAUGAUUCCUGGGGACUUAAUGUUCCAGCAAAAACAAGGGUAAGUUUUGGUGGGAUAGAAGUGGAGACUGAAAAUGUUUAUCUCCGAAGACCACAUCGUGUGCAAGAAAACUAUGUGUUUCCUCAUAGGAGAAAGGAUGGGUGGAUGGAGAUGACGUUGGGAGAAUUUGAGUACAAUGAAGGAGAUGAUGGAGAUGUACAGAUGGCGUUUGAGGAAGUUGAGCAUUUAAACUGGAAGAAUGGUCUUAUCGUGGAGGGCAUCGAACUUCGGCCUAAAGAACUUGCAAUGGAUCUUUAGGUUAUCUUAUUCAUGGAUGUAAUACAAAAACUCUUUUCAUCUCUGUGUCAUGUCAAUUUUACAAUUAUCGGAUUGCAACAAUGUGAUAUAUUCGACUCCUUACUUAUAAUUUAUAAUACAUAUGUUACUCA
This is a messenger RNA of Lactuca sativa (garden lettuce), 1096 nucleotides long. Its product is annotated as F-box protein At2g02240. The record is from RefSeq and is a predicted model, not a curated record. Lineage: Eukaryota; Viridiplantae; Streptophyta; Magnoliopsida; Asterales; Asteraceae. Gene Ontology annotation, molecular function: protein binding.